AUGGGCCACACCCACACCUCGCGCCCUGAUGCUCCCUCAGCUGGCACCCAACCACAGGUUCACGAGCAUGCGGCUCCUCAGCAGGCCAAGGUUGGCCGCGAGUUCCUGGAGAAACUCACCUCCCAGGGCAAGAAGAACAAGGAUCCGGCACCAGAGGCCGGUUCAAGCCAAGGCCCUCCCGCCAAACGCUCCCGGACGGAAGUUGUUGGAGGGAAAGAAGUAAGCAAGAAGCGCUACAAAGGGAAACAGAUGCCGGUCGCUUCCGGAAAGAAGAAGACUGCUGAUUCUUCCCCUUCCAAGUCCGUGCUGGACUCUUCCACGCCGGCAAGUUCUACUCCGGGUCAGGACGCACCCGACGCCCGCUCGCCGCCCAAGACUUCGCCCGCGCCUCCACCAGAAGCUCCCACCGCCGAGCCAACUGGGGCCACGCCGACGCCGCCGCCCAACCAAGGACCCACUGCGGCCGAGCCCGCGCCAUCUCCAAGCCAAGGGCCCGCUGCGGCCAAGCCGACGCCGCCGCCAGAAGGCACCAAGCCCCUCAAGCCGGAACCUUUCAAGGCGAAGGCCACGGCUUCCAGCACUCCUACGUCUGGCUCGCAGCACUUGGUGCUGCACGGCGGCCGCGCCGCUGCUGUGGCCGGAGAAGCGGUCUCUGGUCAGCUAGGCCAAAUCACGGAGCUGAAGCGCGGAGGCAACGAGCUGGGACAUUUGCUCGAAUACGCCGAGAAGUGGAAUCGAGCGGAUGUGUCCGCGGCUACGCGCGGCCUGGGGAAAGACCGGCUUCCGGCGAUUGACCCCGCUGGCCCCCGGUGUACUGAGCAGCACUUCAUGCGGCUGCGGCGCGCGGUCAAAGAGCUUGACAAUGCGUGGCACGAUGCCACCAACAACGUGGUGGUAACUAUCCCGGAAGCCUCCAUUGAGGCCCUCAAGGCCCAGCUCAGCACCCUUCAAGGUGAAAAGGAGCAGUUUAUCCGGGAGCAUCGCAAGGCUCUGGACGCCCAGGAGCUCAUUUCCAGGGGGUUGAAGGACCAGCUCAUCCAAUUUGGGCUCCGGCAUGAUCAGGAGAUGAAGGAUGCCAAAGCUGCAGCUGAGGCGAAGCUGAAUGAGGUCCUGGAGGAUUCUACCAACUCCACCGCGGUGCUGCGGUCAGAGCUGGAGAAGGGAGGCAAGGCGCGGAAAGCGGCCGAAGAUCAGGCCGCCCUCCUAGAGGCAGAGCAAAAGGAGUAUGACCAACUGGUCAUGCACACCGACGCGCUCGCCCUUAGGCUCUUUCCGGACUCACAGGUGCAUGCGCAGAAGAAGGUGACAGAGCGCCGGGUUCAGCAAGAGUUCAGGAACCCGGAUGCGCCCUGGGAUCCUUAUGACCACCUGGUCGCGCUUUCUGCCCGUGUCCAGCACAUGCGCGUGGUGGACUGGAAUCUCGCCGAUCUGCCCGACGUGGCGAUCCAGCUCUUCAAGGUGCUAUGGCCUGGGGAGGAGGUGCCGGCUAACCUGAUGCUCACCUCCGAAUGCCUGAAAGAUUUGGACCUGGAGGCCUUCCACACCUUGCGCCAAGAUGCUCCCACCGAUACGGAUCCAGUCCUCACCGCUAAGCGGAAGGACCGCGCCUACCGGAUAGCAGAGUACGCGGCGGUAUACGCGGAGGCUGAGACGGCCCUGGAAGACGAUGCCGAGUCGGCGAUCGUGGCGCCGACCGCCAACUCCACCGUUGCCUCGGCAGCCGCCGACUCCGCCGACGCCGUUCCAGCCGCCGACUCCGCCGACACCGCUCCAGCCGCCGACUCCGCCGACACCAUUCCGGCCAUCGACUCCGUCAUCGCCGCGAUCGACGCCGACUUCACCGACAUCAUCGCUAUAACGUCGGUUGCAGAAUCCACCGUUGCAUCCCCGACUGCCCGCUCCGUCGCCACAGCAUCAACCAAGGACUCUAUCUCCCUGAUAUCCCCAUCUCUCAUCCCGGCACAUACCGGCUUAGUCGCCGCGACAAGCGACUAG
Molecule: messenger RNA, 1995 nt
Organism: Lolium perenne
Lineage: Eukaryota; Viridiplantae; Streptophyta; Magnoliopsida; Poales; Poaceae
Source: RefSeq, a predicted model, not a curated record